Messenger RNA from Dryobates pubescens (Downy woodpecker), 3274 nucleotides. It is a transcript of the gene CHRM5, whose product is annotated as cholinergic receptor muscarinic 5. Bases 1024 to 2631 code for a protein of 535 amino acids. Gene Ontology annotation, molecular function: G protein-coupled serotonin receptor activity; G protein-coupled acetylcholine receptor activity. The transcript has 3 exons. The record is from RefSeq and is a predicted model, not a curated record. Gene Ontology annotation, biological process: gastric acid secretion; G protein-coupled receptor signaling pathway, coupled to cyclic nucleotide second messenger; chemical synaptic transmission. NCBI's taxonomy places the organism in Eukaryota, Metazoa, Chordata, Aves, Piciformes, Picidae. Gene Ontology annotation, cellular component: synapse; dendrite; plasma membrane.
GCUGUUCAAGCACAGAGCACCUAUCAAACCCAGCGCUAUCAUCUGCUGCUUUUCCCUUCUAGGAGAUCCUGCUGUCCAUCACCAGCAAUAAUUAAUGGCUCUAUUAUGUAUGGAAGCGUCAUCCUGUCAGCUCAGUGGCUGCCUUGAAUAGCUCCUCUCUGCUGCUCAUUGAUGCCAUGUGCGCUCACUGUCCUGAGAGAUGACAAAACACUACACCCUUUGGGAGGUUUUUUCUCCCCUCUGAUCUGAAGCAGCACUUCACAUCUGUGUCUGACAGAAGCGUAAGGAGCUGAGAGAGGCAGACUUUCAUCAUCCUUCACCAGAUAAUGUUGCCUGGGUUAAAAGUUAAGAUCUGAUGACUACUAAUCCUGCCUAUUUUCUAUAAAAAUCUGAGACAUGGAGGCUACCAAAACGGGUAGGGAGCUAACUUUGCAGCGCUGGAAGAGCAGCAGCAAGCAGCUGGGAUUUACUGGAUCCUGAGUCUUCACAAGAUUCUUUAAAGGGGUGCUGGAUACUUGGUUAACUGGGGUCACUGCAUUUGCCCUUUUUUGGAGCGGGGGGGAAGAGGCAAAGUUCCCAGGUUCUCUUCCGUUACGUGAUUAGGGCAGAAUAAGCACAACUGCUAAAUGUGGGAGAAAUGGGAGAUACCUGGAAAUAAACUGGGAACAACCCACAGCAGAAGGCGAAGCAGCAGCGAACAACGAGGCACCGUGGAAAAAGAAAUCACAGGACGAGAGUGCACAAUGCAGUGCAAAGGGAAAAGCUUCCUGUCUGCUGGGAGAGCCUCAGCACACUCUGACAGAGAACAGAUAGAGCUUCCAGCAGAUAGCUCCUAGCACAGAAUUAUCGACGUAUCUCGGCCAGAAAAGCCCCGUUCCCCCUGCAGCCCGCAGCUGCUGCUGAUCCGGGGGAGGAAGAGAGGGGCAGGUGCCAAGCCGAGCUGUCUCCAAGAGAAUGUUUUUCAGUGCAAAAAGCAGCACGGCCCAGCGCUGAGAUCCCAAUGACAGCACGCCCAGAACGAGAAUGGAAGUAAACUUAUUCAGCAAUUCCACUGUUGUAAACAGUUCAUCCAUCAACCACAAGCAGCUGGAAGGGCACAGCCUCUGGGAGGUCAUUACUAUUGCCACCGUGACCGCGAUCGUCAGCUUGAUAACCAUAGUGGGGAACAUUCUUGUAAUGAUCUCCUUUAAGGUCAACAGUCAGCUCAAAACCGUCAACAAUUAUUACUUGCUCAGCCUUGCCUGUGCAGAUCUCAUUAUUGGGACCUUCUCCAUGAACCUGUACACCUCCUACAUCCUCAUAGGCCACUGGUCUCUCGGGAGCCUGGCCUGCGACCUGUGGCUAGCGCUGGACUACGUAGCCAGCAACGCCUCGGUGAUGAACCUGCUGGUGAUCAGCUUUGACAGGUACUUCUCCAUCACCAGGCCUUUAACCUACCGGGCCAAACGCACGCCCCGGCGUGCCGGCAUCAUGAUUGGGCUGGCUUGGCUGAUCUCCUUCGUGCUGUGGGCACCGGUCAUCCUCUGCUGGCAGUACUUCGUGGGCGAGCGAACGGUGCCCCCCGAGGAGUGCCAGAUUCAGUUUCUGUACGAGCCCAUCAUCACCUUCGGCACCGCCAUCGCCGCCUUCUACAUCCCCGUGUCCGUGAUGACCAUCCUCUACUGCCGCAUCUACAAGGAGACAGAGAAACGCACCAAGGACCUGGCUGAGCUGCAGGGCUCCGAGUCUGUGGCGGAGUUUGAGAUGAUAAAGCCUCAGAAAACUUUCCUGAAGUCUUGUUUCAGUUGCAAGCAGCAAAACCUAGCCAAAAGAGAGCGGUGUCAGGCUUCCUGGUCUUCAUCCAGUCGGAGCACCUCAGCCACGGUGAAGGUGUCUCAGGCAGUGAGCACCUGCAACGAGUGGGCCAAGGCUGAGCAGCUAACCACCUGCAGCAGCUACGCCUCUGAGGAGGAGGAGGAGGAGGAAGAGGAGGAGGAGGAGAAACUGGCCUCUGACGCCGUUUUCCAAGUGACUUACGCCGGCCCAUCGAAGGGCGAGGCGGAAGAGUUUAAGGAGAGCACAGCUGGGGCUGGCAAAGGCCAGCCUGAGGAAGAUGCUUUCGAGAGCCAGAAAUACUUCCUGUCGCCUGCCAAGGGCCAGGCACAGAGAGGUAAGAAGUGUGUGGCCUACAAGUUCCGGCUGGUGGUGAAGGCCGACGGCAGCCGGGAAGGCAACAACGGCUGCCGCAAGGUGAAAAUCACUCCGUGCGCUGCUGCCCUGUCCAAGGAGCCCUCCAUCAAAAGCAUGGACCCCAACAUCACCAACCAGCUCACCAAGAGGAAGAGGAUGGUCCUGGUGAAGGAGCGCAAAGCGGCACAGACUCUCAGCGCCAUCCUCCUGGCCUUCAUCCUCACCUGGACUCCCUACAACAUCAUGGUGUUGAUCUCCACCUUCUGCUCUGACUGCAUCCCCCCCACGCUCUGGCACCUCGGGUACUGGCUCUGCUACGUGAACAGCACUGUUAACCCCAUGUGCUAUGCCCUCUGUAACAAAAACUUCAGGAAGACUUUUAAGAUGCUGCUUUUCUGCCAGUGGAAGAAGAAGAAGGUGGAGGAGAAGCUCUACUGGCAGGGCAAUAGCAGACUGCCGUGACUGCUGUGCCAACAGGGGAUCAGGGGCAAAAGAGGUCUUGGCAUGACCUAGUACAGUGACUGUAAUUCUGUCUUUUCAAAGCUGUUGCUCUCUUUGUCUAGGGGUUAAAAAAGUAUCUCCAGAGAAGGAAAAACUUUGCAUGGAAGUGGUGGAGUGCUGGGGAUAAAAAGGUCAGCAGCUGCUGCCAACAACACAGGCUGGCUUGGAUUAUGCAGCAGAUCUGCAUUCAAAUUACUGUGUGUGGGGUCUCCUUUCUUCCAGCCUGAGAAUCUGUAGAGCCAAUCUUAAGCUAGUAGAAAUAAGAGUGGGAUGCUCUGUCAUCAGCCCAGGCCAUGAGUCCAGCUCCCUGUAGUGCAGAACUAGUUCUUCCUAGGGUUCCUUGCUGCUGUGUUGUCUGCUUAGUUUUCAAUGUACCAAGCAAUGGAACUCCUGCCACUGUUGUGAGACUUUCCCUCCUGCAGCACAGACGGAGUGAGUGCACAAGCAAGGAGCUGCCUUAGAGGACCACGGGAACACAGCUGGCUCCUGUGGUAGGAACAAAGAGGAAAGCUCCGAGAAGGCCAUGAGAAAACAAAGUCAGUGGUGGCAGGAGUCACAAGGAACAAAAUCCUAAAGUAAAGAAAUGUUGAUGAAUAAAUGGCAA